AUGGGAGGCUCAGGGCACCAGAAACGGCGCAUCUAUGAACGCUACAAAAUCAUCGGCUUCAUCAGCAGUGGCACUUAUGGGCGUGUAUACAAGGCCUCGUCUCGCAGCGGACAGGUUGCCGAAUUCGCUAUCAAGAAAUUCAAGCCUGACAAGGAAGGUGAAAUAGGUUACACUGGCAUUUCGCAGUCCGCCAUCCGGGAGAUGGCCCUGUGCACUGAACUCUCACAUCCAAACGUUGUGCGCACCGUUGAGAUCAUCUUGGAAGACAAGUGCAUUUACAUCGUUUUUGAAUAUGCCGAACAUGAUUUACUGCAGAUCAUCCACCAUCAUACUCAGUCAAAUCGGCAUGCUAUCCCUGCGAGAACCAUCAAGUCGAUCAUGUACCAGCUGCUCCAGGGCUUGCUGUAUUUACACCGCAACUGGGUCAUGCAUCGGGACUUGAAGCCGGCCAACAUCAUGGUAACGAGCGCUGGCGAGGUCAAGAUCGGUGACCUUGGUCUGGCCAGAUUGUUUCAAAAACCACUCAAUACGCUGUUCACAGGAGACAAGGUUGUCGUCACGAUAUGGUAUAGAGCCCCAGAGCUUUUGCUUGGAAGCAGACACUACACGCCCGCUGUCGACCUGUGGGCGGUCGGCUGCAUCUUUGCCGAGUUGCUCUCCUUGAGACCGAUAUUCAAGGGUGAAGAAGCAAAGAUGGACAAUAAGAAGACAGUUCCGUUUCAGAGAAACCAGAUGCAAAGGAUCGCAGAGAUAUUGGGUGUGCCAACUAAGGAACGCUGGCCACUGCUUGCAAGCAUGCCAGAGUACCCUCAGCUCGCAAGUUUGGCCGCUGGCAAUCCUCGCGUUUCCAAUCCGCAAGGGCUCGACAACUGGUAUUGGUCCACCCUUCAAACGUACAAGUACCCGAAGGACGAUCCAACCAAAAGCCCAGGAGCGGAAGGCUUGAAUCUGCUCAAAGGUUUGCUGGAAUACGAUCCGACCAAACGCCUCACUGCCGAAUCUGCUUUGAAACACAACUACUUCACUGCGGAUGGAGAAAGGCCGACAGAGAACUGUUUUGAAGGCUCCAACAUAGACUACCCACUCAGAAGGGUAAGUCAAGAGGACAAUGAUAUCCGCACCUCUAGUUUGCCAGGUACCAAGAGGAGUGGUCUGCCAGACGAUUCGUAUCUCAGUCGUCCAGCAAAGCGGCUAAAACCUGAUUUGUAA
This is a messenger RNA of Verruconis gallopava, 1209 nucleotides long. Its product is annotated as serine/threonine-protein kinase SSN3. The transcript has 2 exons. Gene Ontology annotation, biological process: protein phosphorylation. Lineage: Eukaryota; Fungi; Ascomycota; Dothideomycetes; Venturiales; Sympoventuriaceae. Gene Ontology annotation, molecular function: cyclin-dependent protein serine/threonine kinase activity; ATP binding; RNA polymerase II CTD heptapeptide repeat kinase activity. The coding region runs from base 1 to 1209 and encodes 402 amino acids. Gene Ontology annotation, cellular component: nucleus; mediator complex. The record is from RefSeq and is a predicted model, not a curated record.